Molecule: messenger RNA, 222 nt
Organism: Puccinia triticina
Lineage: Eukaryota; Fungi; Basidiomycota; Pucciniomycetes; Pucciniales; Pucciniaceae
Exons: 2
Coding region: 1-222 (73 amino acids)
Source: RefSeq, a predicted model, not a curated record
AUGUCUGAGGCCGACAGGUCGGAGGGCGUCAAGAUACCGCCUGCGCCGGCCCGGUUCUCCGCCCACGUGAACACCGACCGGAUAACCACGUUUGAUCGUUUGAUCACUCUGCAAGCCACCAUCACCAGCCUUGACCAGCAAGCCUAUCAUCAGCCCGUGGCGUCGAAGUGCAUAGUGGCAUCUCUAUCGACGGCGCACAUGUGCGAAUUGAUGCUGGCAUAA